AUGCCUGAAAAAUUACACAAAUCGCCAUUCCUGGAGUUCUCCCAGUUUGCAGGUUAUCAGCUGUAUGGUAAUGAAGAAGUGCCAGCAGGAGGUAUCAUUACAGGCAUUGGGCGAGUAUCAGGAGUGGAGUGUUUGAUUAUUGCGAAUGAUGCUACUGUCAAAGGUGGAACCUAUUAUCCAAUUACUGUAAAGAAGCAUCUACGUGCUCAAGAAGUUGCAAUGCAAAAUCAUCUUCCUUGUGUAUACUUAGUUGAUUCAGGAGGCGCCAACUUGCCUCGCCAGGCGGACGUGUUUCCUGACCGUGAUCACUUCGGUAGGAUUUUCUAUAAUCAAGCAGUCAUGUCCUCCCAAAGAAUUCCACAGAUUGCAGUAGUUAUGGGCUCAUGCACAGCUGGAGGGGCUUAUGUCCCAGCAAUGGCUGAUGAAAGUAUAAUUGUUGGAAAGCAGGGAACAAUAUUUUUGGGUGGACCUCCAUUGGUAAAAGCAGCAACUGGGGAACAGGUAUCAGCAGAGGAUCUUGGAGGUGCUGAUCUUCACUGCAGGAAAUCUGGUGUAACCGAUCACUAUGCUUUGGAUGAUAAUCAUGCACUCCACUUGGCUAGAAAAGUGGUGAGAAGUUUGAAUUACAAGAAGAAAGUUGAUGUAACAGUAGAAUCCUCAGAAGAACCUUUGUUUCCUCCAGAUGAAUUGUAUGGCAUAGUUGGAGGACAACUUAAAAGAAAUUUUGAUGUCAAAGAGGUCAUUGCUAGAAUUGUUGAUGGAAGCAAAUUUGAUGAAUUUAAGGCCUUAUAUGGGGAUACAUUAGUCACAGGAUUUGCUCGGUUAUUUGGCUACCCAGUUGGAAUAAUUGGAAACAACGGUGUUCUUUUUUCAGAAUCAGCAAAGAAGGGCACACAUUUUAUUCAGCUUUGUUGUCAGAGAAAUAUUCCCAUUAUAUUUUUACAAAACAUCACAGGCUUCAUGGUUGGUAAGGAUUAUGAAGCUGGUGGUAUAGCAAAAGAUGGAGCCAAGAUGGUUACUGCUGUAGCAUGUGCCAAUGUGCCUAAAAUAACAGUCAUUAUUGGAGGGUCCUAUGGUGCUGGAAAUUAUGGGAUGUGUGGAAGAGCAUAUAGUCCAAGAUUUCUUUUUAUGUGGCCGAAUGCUCGGAUCUCGGUGAUGGGAGGAGAACAAGCUGCAACUGUUUUAGCUACAGUAGCCAAGGACCGAAAAGCAAGGGAAGGGAAGCAGUUUUCUGAAGAGGAAGAAAAAGCUCUGAAAGAGCCAAUAAUUCAGAGGUUUGAAGAAGAAGGAAGCCCUUAUUAUUCUAGUGCACGAUUGUGGGAUGAUGGAAUCAUUGAUCCAGCUGAUACAAGACUUGUUUUGGGCCUUGGCCUCAGUGCUGCAUUUAAUGCACCCAGCAAGAAGACAGAUUAUGGCAUAUUCAGAAUGUGAUAUGAAAGGUUUACCAGUUGUACUUUAAAUAAAAGCAAAUGGCCUAACUCAAUAAAUAAUCAAGUAACAAAAUAAAGAUUUGUACAGUAA
Thamnophis sirtalis is the source of this 1521-nucleotide messenger RNA. Lineage: Eukaryota; Metazoa; Chordata; Lepidosauria; Squamata; Natricidae. The record is from RefSeq and is a predicted model, not a curated record.